Neolamprologus brichardi is the source of this 9131-nucleotide messenger RNA. NCBI's taxonomy places the organism in Eukaryota, Metazoa, Chordata, Actinopteri, Cichliformes, Cichlidae. The record is from RefSeq and is a predicted model, not a curated record.
CAGCGGCCAUGCUGCCUGACUCGGUGCAUCCCGGUCCACCGGUGUAGCCUCCCUCCUACAUCCCUGUAUCCCAGGUCAGCGGACGGACCCGGAACGGCUCGGUUAGAGCGGUUCAGCCCGCCGGGAGGGGAAAGAGGAGAAACACUCCAUAGCAACAAACCGGUUCCACGGCAUUAUUGUGACGGAGGGAUGGUGAGGACACUAGAAGAGAAAUUGUGAAUGAGACAUAAAUCCCAAAUCAAGCAGGAUUAGAGGGACUUCGAGCCACUGGCCCAGAUCUAAACCUGGAGUCAAUUGAACGGGUUUUCUAAGGUCUGUUCAUUCAAAGUACUGAGUUCAAAGCCAAUAUCACUGACAUUACAGCUGCGUUCCUGACACUGCAGGUAGGUGACUGUGAGGACACAGACAGAUAAUCAAGUGGAGGUUUAGCCUUGGUGGGAAAAAUCUGUAAUUCAAGGAUCAGACUUGCCUUCAUAUUCACAUUGAAUUUGCUAAAAAAUAAGGUGAAACAAAAACCUUACAGCUACAACCCCAAACUUAUUGACCAGUGGACAUCACGGAUUAGAGCAUGAACAUAAUACAUGAUUUUUAAGGAUUUUUAAAUUGGAUAAAGGAUAUUUUUGAGUUCUGACUUAAGCUGGAUUUACAUCAAAGUGACCUGAUGUAGUUUUGGGGAUUUCACCUGGAUUAUGAAGAUUUCAGUUGAUUUAAAUGAACCAUGACUGGUCUGAUUGCCACAGUGCUGGUUCUCCGCUCAGGCCAACUGGACUACAAAUCAUCUUAGAAGUCUUGGGACUACAGCUGGUCUAUGAGAAUCUAUCUACUGGAAGGAAGUCUCCAAGUUAUAACACAUUUUUAGGGAUUACUUAUCACAUUAUCUAAACGUGAGCAAGAUCUGGACUACAUAGCUUGGAUAAACUUUUUCCUGCUGUUUGAAGGAUGAUUCUUUUCUAGCACGGAUUUCGUUGAAUGUUACUGGACUGUUAUCCACCAUGUCUCUGAGUAAGACCCUCGAGUUGGAGCAUUUUGACGAACGUGACAAGGUUCGGCGAGGACGCUCCACCCGGACCAAGAGAGAUGAUUCCACCAGCAGUGCUGGUGGUGGAGGGUCUGGCCCGAGCUCCAGGGGCAGCAGCCUGGUCCCUAGUCCUGCUCACAGCGCCAACUGCAGCUACUACCGGACCCGCACCCUGCAGGCGCUCACCUCUGAGAAACGAGCCAAAAAGGUCCGGUUUUAUCGCAACGGAGACCGGUACUUUAAGGGCCUGGUGUACGCUGUUUCUAGUGACCGGUUCAGAUCGUACGACGCCCUGCUAAUGGAGCUCACACGCUCGUUGGCGGAUAACCUGCAUCUGCCUCAAGGAGUGCGGGUGAUCUACACUAUAGAUGGCAGCAAGAAGAUCACCAGUAUGGAUGAGCUGGUGGAAGGCGAGUGCUACGUUUGUGCCUCCAAUGAGCCUUACCGGAAGGUCGACUACACCAAGAUCUCCGUCCCAAGCUGGAAGCCCGGUGCCAGCGCUGGGCCUGGAACAGCAAGAUCAAGUGGAGCCUCCACGGCAUCCACAGGAGUGUCGACGACCGUCCCCAAAGAUCGCCCCGAAAGUCGAGAGGGCAGAGAGAGCAAAGACUUCAUCAAACCCAAGUUGGUGACGGUGAUCCGCAGCGGCGUGAAGCCUCGAAAGGCAGUGAGGAUUCUCCUGAACAAGAAGACGGCGCACUCCUUCGAACAGGUGCUGGCGGACAUCACCGAGGCCAUCAAGCUGGACUCUGGAGCAGUAAAGAAGCUCUACACGCUGGACGGGAAACAGCUGACCUGUUUGCAGGAUUUUUUCGGGGAUGACGAUGUGUUUAUGGCCUGCGGUCCAGAGAAGUUUCGCUACGCUCAGGAUGACUUUGUGCUCACACACAGCGGCAAAACACCGGCCUUUGUGAAUGCUAAUGAGACCUCUGGAAAAUCAUCCAGAUCCAGCCCAUCCCCUACCAGCCCCGGGACUCGACGCAGCCUCAAGAUCUCACCUCGUCGUGCUUCUUCCACUGAUGUAAACGGAGAGGCCGAACAGCCAGAUGACACUGCAGAAGGUGAAGGUGAAGUGAACGGCAAUCGAACAGUUUCUUCCUCAACCAUCAACGAGAAGUACAAGGUUGGAAAGGUGAUCGGAGACGGAAACUUUGCUGUGGUAAAGGAGUGCGUGGAGAGGUCAACAGGACAGGAGUACGCUCUGAAGAUCAUAGACAAAGCUCGUUGCUGUGGGAAGGAGCACCUGAUAGAAAAUGAAGUGGCGGUCCUGAGGAGGGUUCGACAUCCGAGCAUCAUCCAGUUAAUCGAGGUGGACGAAACGCCCACUCAGCUGUUCCUGGUCAUGGAUUAUGGUCUAAAGGUGGACAUCUGGGCAGCAGGCGUGAUCACCUACAUCCUGCUGUGUGGAUUUCCUCCUUUCAGAAGUGAGAAUAAUGUUCAGGAGGAGCUGUUUGAUCAGAUCCUCAGAGGGAAGCUGGAGUUUCCGUCUCCAGACUGGGACACCAUCAGCCUUCCAGCAAAGAUGCUGAUAAGUCAGAUGCUGCAAGUGAAUGUGGAUGCCCGUUUCACUGCCGAGGAGGUCCUGUCGCACCUCUGGGUGACGGAUGAGGCUCCUAUAGAAUCCAACACUGUGAGCAGUGCUGAAGAGCAGAACAGUGGAGACACACUGGAAACAGAGGAACCAGAGGAACCAGAAGAAUCCCCAAUACUUGAAACCAAGCAAGUUCCCUCACCUCUGGUCUAAAACACAUCCCCCUUAUUGAAUGGAAGAACAGAACAGUCUUUGUUUGGUCCACUGGAAACCCAGAAAGUUUCUUUAUAUCUGAACGUCUCAUUAAUUCCCAGACCAGAUCAGUUCCCUUUAAUCUGGUCUAGAACCUGUUACAUGACAUCAUGUCACCUUAGUUAAACGAGUUUUAACUUCUAGAAGCCAACAACUCUGCUUUGAAUUCUAGCUUUCUCUCGUUUCCAUUUAAAACCAAACCAAUCACUUCCUCUUGGCUUUUAUUUAAUUUCAUCUUCAGGAAACUGAACAGAACAUAUCGGACUUGAAGAAGUUUCUACACCUCUUUCUCUUGGACAUGUUCAUCCUUCUAAAGACCGAAAAGAGGUCCCACCAUUUAAAACCAACCUAGUUCAAUCUACUUAACAUGAAACCAGUCCCAUCAUGCUUUGUGAAACAAAAUGAUUUGGUUCAAUUUUCUUCCACAAAUAUUCCCAUUUUGGGAAUAUUGUGAGGUAUAAAACAAUUUCCCUCUCUUGUGAUGUGGAAUGAAUCCAAUUUCUCCCUUUGCAAGUCAGCAAGUCCUGUCAGUCACCCGUCAUCUGCUUGAAUCGAACACGAUACUAUACAUCUGGUGCAGAACCUGUUACUGUUUCUUUAAUCAGAAAUGUGAUUGAAGCCCGUUACAGCCACUGGAAACCAACCAAGAUCCCUCACUGAUCUUUAAUUUAUUUAUUUAUAAUCUUUAUUUUGCUAAUUAGAAAGCAAACAUUAGUCUGGAAACCCAACAAGUUCCUUAAAUAUGGUCUCUCUGGCUCCCCUGGCCAAGAACUGAAAAAAGUAAAUUGAAUGUGAUUUAAAGUAUGUUCAGUUUGAUCUUCUUCAUCAAAAUACAUUCUCUCUAAUCUACCCCAAACAUAUCACAAACAAACAGGUUCUCUCAGGUCUAGAACAUAUCUCCUAUCGGGUCAUGGAGACAUUCUUUAUUCACCAAGUGGAAUCCAAAAAGUCCAGUCAAGAAUGCAGAUUGUUUUCUAUAAAUUGACUGAAGAAAGGAAAGGAGGAGGAGGACUGGAAAACAAGCAAAUGUGGCCCAUCCUAUACCAUCUGGAAAACCAAAUAUGUAAGUUAGUGGAAAUAAUAAGUUUCCUUAGAUCAAGUGAAAACCCAACACUUCCCUUCUUACAUGAUUUAGAAUACAACCUGUGUCAUCUCAAACCAACCAAGUAAGUGUCCCCAAACUUAGUUUAGUGUCUGGAACAGUUGUUCACUAUUUUGAUUUGUUGGAAGCAGUCGUGUUCCCUUACUUUUACUCUAGAAUCAUUUUGCUUCCCUUGGUUGGAUGGAUGUACUGUUUGGGGGGGGUUUUUUGUAUGUUUUUUCUUCUUUAUUUCUACUGGAAGCUGCACAAGUCUGCAACAAUGGGAGUUUGUUGCACUGAUAGCAAACCAGUUUCUCUACUAUUUGUUUAUCCUAUGAACACCAUCCCACCUUUGGUCUGUGCCAUUAAAACUACUGAAGACUUUUACAAGACACGUCUCUGCUGCUGAUGAGCUCUAUUAGAAUGCUAUUAAAUGCCCAUUUUGUUGUGAGACACAAUGCCCGGCUACUUGAAGGACGCACACUAUAUCGAUGUCGGGACACCAUGAAGGUGCUAUUCAACUCAUCUUGUUUUAUGAUCCAGUGUCUGAUUGGACUGUAUUACCAUUUCUUGUAAAUGGCUCUUACCUCUUAUCUGAAUGACACUGGAAAAACUGAUUGGACAGCUGUAAAAAGGCGUCAACCACUUUCAUUAAGAUAUGAACACCUGACUCAUUUUCAAAUGCUCCCUCUGGUUUAGAGGUUAUCGUUUCUGUAGUCCCUGCUGCUAGGCAACCAGGAUGUCUUCCAUUUAUUCCGGGAAACGUCGCAUUUCUUCUGCCUUUGCCCUCCAGCCCUCCUUCUGCUGGCCCGAAGGACGUCUCUCAUUUCUUCUACUUGCACCUGCAAACUGGGGAGGUGAUUGAGUACUGUGCCUGUUUACACUGCUGGUUAAUUGCUUUCUCUUACAAGUUAAAGUCCCUAGAAGUUUGAUAUUUAUGAUAGCCACACAUGAAGGCUCAUUGUGUUUGCUUUGGUUUUGAAGCAUUCAGAAUUUGUCUGCAUUUUGGGAAAUGGACUUUUCCUACUGCGAGAUACUGGCAAAUCUAAACAUAGGAUACUUCAUCAGCUGGAAAAAGACUGGGGAAAAAAAGAAAAAAUUCUCUGUCCAAAGUUCACAUUUUGCGAGUAUAUUCUGUAUGAAAUCUUAAGUUAAUGCAUGUACACCAAGUUUGUGUGUAGAUUAAACAAAUGAAAAUUUACACACAAACAUUGAGGUUUAUAGUUUAUAGUAUAGCCAGAAAAGCCUGAACAAGUAUGGUUUGCGUGCAUUGAGUUGACCAUGAACUUCUCUGUAAUCAAAGUAUUCUAGAGUACAAUUUGAGGCCAUCUUUUUUACAACAGAAGCUUGGCUGAAAUUGGGUCAUGUAACAAGAAAAUCAAAAGAAUCAAGGGCUUGCAAUGACUCCUGACCUCUACCUGAUUGAGGUCCUCUAACAGGACAUUAACAGAGCUGUGCAUACACAUAAACCUCGAUGAUCUAAGACAGGGAUGUCCAACUCCAGGCCUCAAGGGCCGGUGUCCUGCAGGUUUUAGAUGUGUCAUUGAUCCAACACAGCUGAUUUUAAUCACUAAAUCACCUCCUUGACACAUCUUAAAGUUCUCCAGAGGCCUGGUAAGGAACUAAUCAUGUGAUUCCGGCUGUAAAGAAGAGUGAGCCAAAAUUCCCGCACGACAGUGUAAGAGACUGAUAACUUUUGCUGUGAUAAAGUUAUACAGAGAAAGAUUACAAUUGAUUGUAAAAGAUAAAAAUCAUGUGGUGCACUUAGUUUCUUUUUCACAUAACUGUGUACUGCACAGAAAGUAAAUAUACUGUUAAAAUAGGAAGCUAGGUUUAAAUAAAUAUUAAACUACAGCACUUCAAAUUGUUAGCAAAUAUUUAAAGUAUGUCAUUAAACAAAUCAAGUAAAAUUAAGCAGUUAAAGGUUUUGAUAAAUGGUUAAAUUAAAAGCAUAAUUUCCAGUUGGAAUUUUUCAGUGAAGGUUUUUUCAAGCCAGUUUCUGAACACUGAAAACCAAAAACAAUGAGCCUUAUGUACAAAGACUCCUUUUGUUCCUCUGAAGGACACGUCCUGUCGUCUCACUCGCCUUCUGCCCUUUACCUGUUCCCCCAGGCUUCGCACUGUAUCUGAAAUGAACUGAGGGACUUCAAAAUGUCACAUUUUCAAAAACAAUUUCAACAACCUUUUAAAGUUUCUACCUGCAGUAUGACUGAGAUAAAGGUCACCUUUGAGUCUAGUCCCCGAGCUUACUGCCUCUCCUCGGUUCACAGCAGUUUACGGAGGAUAAAAUAUGUUGUAAAUAAUGUAAAUAUCACUCUGUCUGUUGUUGUCUGUUUGUCUGUGUGAGUCAGUUGUGAAGUAGGGAAACAGUAGCAGCCUGAACAAAUACUACGACAAUGAAAAAGAAAAAAAGUCUCAUUGAUGAAACAAAUGAUUUUCCACAUUGAUAUUGGAACAUUUUGUCAUUCUAAAUAGAUACUUAUUAAAUUUAAAAAAAAUAAUAGGGAGUUUCUGAAGGGUGUGAAGUAAGAGUUCUUACCUUAAAGUCAAGUUCUUGAUAGAUUUGGUAGCAACGAAGGACUGGACACUGACAGAGCUCUUUCAUCAUGUGGUCAUGCGUCUGUGAGGUGUCACCAAUCAUAUUGCUCCAUCCACACAUCCAUCAUGCUGUCUGUGAUAUUACUGAUCAUACAUCAGUGAGAAUGAAGGAAUUCCUGUUUUUAAAAACAACAAUGACAAAAAAAGUGUGUUUGUGUGCGCGGGUAUUUGAUUUCCACGACAUAAUGUUUGAAGUCCUGUGGAAAAACUGGAAUGUAUGAAGUUUGUAAGUUCUGAGUCUGUUUGCAUCUUUCUUUAAAACUUGAAACCAAGUGUCAAUCGUCAUCUGGGUAAAUGCGUUGACCUAAUGCAGUGUUAUGACCUUACCGUGACCUUUGAGCUUAGCAUAACCUUUCCAUGGCCUUGACCUUAGGCUGGAGCUGCUCAUUAAGAGUUUGGCAGGAGCAUUUGAAGUGUUCAUGAGUGGGACUAAUGAAAUAACUUCGAGCUCACAAACUGUUUUGAAGGCCAGAAAAUAAUUUAUCUCACACAUUAAAAAAUUACAGCUACCUGACUCUAACUAGGCAAUUACAGGAACCACUGAACAAGCUUUUAAUAAAUAAUACAAUCAUAAAUAUGCAUAAAAUAAUACCUACAACAAAUUCCAGCAACAUGAACAAGUUAAUAAAAGAAAAUGUCAUAUGCAACUGUUUAAGAAGACCCGGACCAAUGAUUGGUGUAAUAAUAACCAAUGCAUGCUGCACAAAAACCAGUCAAAAAAACACAUUUUACCUUGCUGGUACACUCACGUUUCAAAUUCUUAAACACAUCAAUAUCUAGAAAAGGGACUUUUGCAGAGCCUUGAAUACGUGACUGUUUUCUUUAAACAGUCCUGUGAUGUACAGCAGAACAAUAGCUGCAGACAGAUACAUUGUUGGGGUCAUUUUCUUUUAGGUGAAACAAUAAAAUAAGCCCCAGAAUUAAAACAAUUUAAUUGUGUUCUGAAUGGCAUUAUAUCAUUAACACCAAAUUAGCACCAGUUACUGUCAUAUGUUUUAAUGUUUGGACAUUUUGUUACAGCCCUGCAGUAUUAUAAAUCACAAUGGUACGGUCAUGUACUCAGUAACUGCUGACGGUAACACUGACAGUAUUAUAUUCAGUAGCACCGACAAUGUAUUUAGAAUGUUACUAACAAGCUAGCCGUACAUAUCUUCUUACAUUGAACACUCAUGAAGACCUUCAGCGGCAGCCAAACUCUCAGUCAGCGGCUCGGUCUUUGACCUUCUAUGCCUGCCUCUAUGAACCCAGUAGUCUUAAUUGUUUCCUUUUUAUACUUCAUACCAAACCAAGAAGAGCCUUUUGUUGCUACUGUUGCAGCCACCCGCGUCAACAAGAAGCCAAACUUGAUGUUUCACUUGUGUUGAUGCGUUUCAGCAUCUAUUAGUUUUUGCUGUUGUCGGCUUUGAACCCAUUGUGCAAAUUUAACUUAAUUCAACCAGCCAUUUUCACAAAUCCACUUUAGUUUCAUUUCCUGCCUUUGUUGUUACUUUUAGUUUUCAAAUUUAUUAUGGUUUACCAAAUCUUCUCAAGGACUUUUGGGACACAAUUUGCAGUCAAAUUAUUGGGAAGAAAACAAUUUCUCAUGCAAAGUUUAAUAUGAAUUUUAUGUUUUCAAAGUCAGUUGAUUGGUUUUUUUGGGUUGUUUUUUUUUUUUUAAUUCUUUACAUUCUUGCAAUUAGUCUAACUGAUGGGUGACCUGAAAUUUACUGAUUUCUUUGGGUGUUUCAAGCAUCCAGCAAAUAAUUUAACAUUCUUGCACUUCAGUACAUCGUUGUCAUUAUCACUGUAUACAGCUUGGCUGGUUUUACAUGUUUUAGAUGUUUGGUCCAUGACAUUUGCAAUUCUCCAAAGAAAGGUAGCUGUCAAAUGAAAAAAAUCUCUAUUUUUGGUUGUAAAUGAAAAACUUUGGCAUUAAAACCCUGAUGAUCAUGAGCUGUAAGGUUUUACUAUGUCAUUAGUACACUGAACUGUUUCGAGCAAAGUUGGAAACAGAUGAUUCAGUUUCACUUUGACCCGGGUGGCUGUGAUUACUGGGUCCUUUGUGUUUUUAUGGGAUGUGAUUGAGUGUGUGUGAUCAUUUUACAUCAUGCCUCAUUAUAGACAGGAGCUGAUUUUUUUUAUUUUAUUUAUUUUUAUGCACUAGACAAGUUAGGAUUUUGAACCAAACUGGGCUGGUUUUCCAAAAAGAAAUCGGAGUCUGAGGUUGAUCUUUAAGUCAGUACAAUUUACUAAAGAAUGUCUUAAAUCAUUUAAUAACAGGAUUUUUGCAUGAAAAAUCUUUAAUUUACAAAUUUAGACACAAUCGAUUUGUUAACACAAUCAAACUGGACAAUUCAACAAGAAAAAAAAGGCUUGCUUUGCAGCUCAAAUUUCUUCAAAGCUGUGGAAGAUUAACCAUAAGUUCACCUUGAGGUGCUUUUUAGGAAAACUAGUCUUGGCUUGAUGUGGAAGGAGAGGAGUGAAGAAAAGAGUUUUAACGACAUGUUGUAGACAUGUGUUAUUGCUAAUAAUGAUCUGUAAUGUGAUGUGUGUUCAUAUGAAACAUGGAUGUUUGCUGAUAUUAAGCUGGAGAAGAGGGGGGGGGGGAUACCCUGAUUUGUACUGAGGAAACAAAUGCAUUCAACUGUGAAAAUUAAACUAAUGCAAUGAUA